This is a messenger RNA of Saccostrea echinata, 3719 nucleotides long. RefSeq lists its product as uncharacterized. Gene Ontology annotation, molecular function: ubiquitin protein ligase activity; translation repressor activity. NCBI's taxonomy places the organism in Eukaryota, Metazoa, Mollusca, Bivalvia, Ostreida, Ostreidae. The transcript has 7 exons. Bases 150 to 3707 code for a protein of 1185 amino acids. Gene Ontology annotation, biological process: proteasome-mediated ubiquitin-dependent protein catabolic process; protein polyubiquitination; negative regulation of translation. The record is from RefSeq and is a predicted model, not a curated record.
UUGAUUGAGGACACUUGGAGGCUGCUACUCAUUGAAACAUAGUAAUCACUCAGCACCCAGUGUAAAGAGAAAUCUCCCUGACUGAGGAAAUCAACACGGGAUUCUGUUAUAAAACCACAGGAUAAAGAUGAAAUAAAUGUCUGCUGUCAAUGAUGUAUAGAGUAGUGUUGCAGAAAUCUGUCAGAGUGACAGGUGUUAGGUGUGGUAGUCACAUUACCCGUGUAUCGUCAGACCGGGUCUGGAUCAGUGAUUAUAUAGGCAAUCUCAUCUUGACAAACACAGCAGGUGAUAAACUACAUCAUCUGACAGAUAUAGAUAGUGAUUAUGGAGUACACACAGUGACUAGAGACGGUGAUUUAAUUUAUAUAGACAGGGAGUAUAAUAUCAACAAACUGUCUACAGAUCACACAGUACAGACUACAUUAAUAAAGUACAACACAGCACCAUGGAUACCAGUGAGCGUCUACAGCUCCCCCUCCACUGGAGACCUGCUGGUCGUGAUGUAUAAAUAUGAUACAAAGACAGGCAAGGUAAACCGUUACAAUAACACAGGACAACACAUACAGACCAUACAGUACGACAACAACACAGGUCAGGGACUGUAUAGAGAACCUCUCUACAUCACAGAGAACCGCAAUGGAGAUGUUAUUGUGUCUGACAUUGGCCGUGAUGCUGUAGUGGUGACAGAUGGUGUAGGGAGACAUCGCUUCUCCUACACAGGACCUCCAUCAGGAUCACGACUAUCACCACGUGGAAUCUGUACUGACGCACUGUCACACAUCCUGGUGUGUGAUUAUAGAACCCGCUCAGUACAGAUGAUUGAUAAAGACGGACAAUUCCUGUCAGUGAUACAGACAUCAGAACACGGGAUAGACUCACCAUGGAGCCUGAGUUAUGAUGACAUCACUAACCUUCUCUGGGUCGGAUCUGGGUAUAACAACACAGUGUACAUAUACAGACUUAUCAAUGGAGGGGAUAAUCUGACUGAUCCAGGCAGUGAUGAUUUAAAUAAAGUUGAUGAGUUAAAGAAGUUUCUGAGGAAGGAGAAGACAACUGUUUCCCAUGCCAGAGGAAUACUUGUUGGAUGUGCUGAAGCUGGAAAAACAACACUGCUGAAGCAAUUACAAGGGCAACUCCAAAAUGUCAGCAAAGUUAUAGAGUCCACCAGGGGACUGGAAGUCUAUCAACAUCUCUUCAUUGUUAGAGAUGGAAUUCUGGAAGUGGCUGAUGAUGACUCACCAUUGAAGACAUUUAUCAGGAUAAACGCUGCAGAUUUGAAACCAGACCCAAGCAGUGCAGUUGACACCUCCGAUACAAAUGGAAAAGAAGAACUAGGAAGUACUGAUAAAAACACUGAAGUAGUUUAUAGCCGAGAAGAAAAGAAAGAAGAGAAUGUGGAAAUGUCUUCUUCACCAACUGAGGGCACAGAAGAAGAGAAUACAGUAGAGGUAAUGGUCAGUCUUCUCUCCUCAGAAGCUCCAGCAAUGGUGAAAGAUGAAAUUUUUCGGAAAAUCUUAUCUGAAAAAGAGAAGUUACCAACAGUAAGCAUGCUGGAUUUUGCUGGCCAGUUAGCGUAUUAUGCCUGUCACCAAAUUUACGUAACACCAAAAGCCUUCUUCAUCCUUGUCUUGGACAUGACUAAGAGAUUUGAAGAUGUUGUCGAUAAAGAGAAAGACAAUCAAGAAGGAUCAAUCUUCUCCGUGUGGACAUACAAAGACUACUUGAAGUUUUGGAUUACUUCAAUCAAGACAUUUGGAGGUAAAAAGGCUCCACUGUUUCUUGUUGCCACACACACGGAAACAAAAUCUACAGAUGAAAUAGAGAAGUAUUUUGGGGAGUUCUGGAAUGCUGUACCAGAUGAGGACAGAGAUUGGUUAAGUGAGUCUCUGAAUGAUCGGGAAUAUGCAGUAGGUCUGAGGGAACUUAAUGAUAAUACCAAGGAAAUGCUGGAGUCAAUGAAAAAGUCCAUAGUGGAACUAUUUACAGAUGAGAACAAUACAAAAAUUGAAUUGCCUUCUUCAUGGGCUUUAAUGGAGCAGUUAUUAUAUGAAGGAUCCUGGAAGGUUUUGUCCCUGGGUGAAAUCUGGAAGCUCAACUCAUCUCUUCCCGAUGAAUACCAAAUCAAAAGUGGGGAGGAAAUGUCUAAGUUUUUAAAGUGCUUCCAUGAUAAUGGCCUUCUUUUGAAUUUUGAAGAAGAUGAAUUGAGGAAACAUGUUAUUCUAGACAUUCAGUGGUUUGCUAAUGCUUUUAGUAAGGUAAUUGCUGAUGAAAACCACAUCAAUAAAGAUUGUAAAAGGAAAUUAAUCAAAGAGUGGAAAUCCUUUAACAAAACAGGGGAACUUAAAAAUAAAGUGAUAGAUGCUUUGUGGAAAGAUGAACCCUCGUACUUGAAACACAAAAGUGAAAUUAUGCCGUACAUGGAGAAACUUCAAAUGCUGGUACCUUUGAAUGCAUUUGAGGCUGUAUCAGAAGGCGGCAUGUCAUGGUAUGUCCCAUGUAUGAACAAAAAGCAGUUUAAAGCUGACUUCUGUGAAGAUAAAUGGGAAUGCUCCUCCAUUUUAUGCUUUCGGUUCACUUCCUUUGCCAUGUUCGUGUUCUACAGACUGGUAGCAUACUGCAUGAGUUUUCUAAGAUGGAGUGUUGCAAAAGAUGAAGAUAAUGAGGGAAGUCCAUGUCUUUAUCAAACAGCGGCAGUGUUUGAUCACAAUGCACACACUGUUGUUAUUGGCAUAUGCAAUGAUGACAUUCAGUUGCAAGUGUUCAGAAUCAAACCAUUAACUGUAGACAAAGAAGUAUCGAAUGAAAUUGGAAAUUCCGUUGAUAAAACAAUAGAAAAACUGACAGAAACAUUUAUUGACACAAAAAUAUUCCACAGAGGAUACAAAUGUCAAAACAUUAUUUGUAAUGAGAAAGAUAUAUCUUUUACCCUUGCAAGUGAGCUCUCCAAAAUCAAGGCUAAAGAAAUUCAGUGCAAGUGUAAACUUCGGGAGAAACAUGUGAUAAAUGUACAAAGAACUCUAGGAUUCUGGGAAAAGAGAGAGGCAAGUGAUUCCAGUACUCCUGGGGCCUCUGGACAAAACCUAGGAGGCCGAUCUCGAUUUGCAAAACUUGGAAUGGCUACAAACGAUGUCUUAAAUAAGGCAUACAGAGAUAUUCUAGAAUCAGAAAUUCCCCCAUCUGAUAUUGAGAACAAGGUGAAUUCAUUAUCAAACAAAAAGAGGAUGAAUCUGAAGCUGAACCCAGAUCAAGAAGAUCUUUUGAAAAAAGCAAAAAAUUCUGGAUAUGUGGAAUUUGAUAUUUCAUUAACAUACAAGAUGAUAAGAAACAUUUGUUCAACGAUCCCUAAACCAGCAAAAGGAAAGUGGGGAGAAGAGCCUGCAGCAGGAGAGGUGACAGUGGGUGAUGAUGUCGAGAGAAUUAGGUUAAUCCGAAAUAGAUUGGCUGCACACGUGAGCUCAGCCUCCACCCUUCAGGCAGAAUUUGACGACACCUGGUCGAUGAUGUCAGAUAUCUGCCAAAGAUUGGAAACCUUCACUGGGAAGAAAUACUUGGAUGAUCUUAAUUCCAUUGAAAAACUGACCUUAAGAAAAGAAGAUGAGGAUGCUAUUAUUAAAAAUGUCAAAAUGCAAGAAAUUUGGGAAAGGAUCAAAUCAAAUAUGCAAGAAUUUGAAACAGUGCUCAAGCCUAAUGAAGAUGCUACAAAUUAGGUGUUAGUAAAA